Pleuronectes platessa (European plaice) is the source of this 1869-nucleotide messenger RNA. RefSeq names its product LIM/homeobox protein Lhx6. Gene Ontology annotation, molecular function: RNA polymerase II transcription regulatory region sequence-specific DNA binding; DNA-binding transcription factor activity, RNA polymerase II-specific. Gene Ontology annotation, cellular component: nucleus. The record is from RefSeq and is a predicted model, not a curated record. NCBI's taxonomy places the organism in Eukaryota, Metazoa, Chordata, Actinopteri, Pleuronectiformes, Pleuronectidae. Bases 357 to 1286 code for a protein of 309 amino acids. The transcript is spliced from 9 exons. Gene Ontology annotation, biological process: neuron differentiation; forebrain neuron development; regulation of transcription by RNA polymerase II.
CCAACAGCACUGGGAGGGGUGGUUCUGGUGCCACUGGUUUGAUUCCCAGCUCCAGAAAGUUAAUGAAGGAGGAUUAUUUCGCAGACCGAGAGACGGAGGGGAACGUGUCUCUCUGUCAUUCCAGGAAAAACAACCAUGUCCCAGGGAAUUAUCCGGAUACUUUGCUUGUGAUGUUCUGGAAAAACUUUUACUGGACGAUGUUCUCGCUGCUUCUGGGAGCUUCUCCAUGGUUUAAAUGCAGGAGAAACUGUUAUUCGUUGUUUUGGACCGGAUAUAGUGUGGGUUGGGGCAGAGAUGCGUAAUGCGCAGAGCGAGCUCCAUCUUCUCUCCAAAUAGGCAGCGCGCAAGACCCGAGAAUGUCUACAUCGGAGGUGAAGAAGGAGUCCGGGGAGUCCAGUCCGUCGGAGGCCGCCUGCCUCUGCUCUCCUCCGGCCGCCAAGAACCAGUGCGCCAGCUGCGGCAUGGAGAUCCACGACCGGUACCUGCUGAAGGUCAACAACCUGAACUGGCACCUGGGUUGUCUGGAGUGCUCAGUGUGCAGAGCGUCUCUGCGUCAACAGAGCAGCUGCUACGUUAAAAACAAGGAAAUCUACUGCAAACUGGAUUAUUUCAGUAGGUUCGGCACCAAAUGUGGCCAGUGUGGGCGGCAGGUGUACGCCAGUGACUGGGUGCGGCGGGCCCGGGGCAGCGUGUACCACCUGGCCUGUUUCGCCUGUUUCUCCUGCAAGAGGCAGCUGUCCACCGGGGAGGAGUUCGGCCUGGUGGAGGGCCGGGUGCUGUGCCGCAGCCACUACGACGUCAUGCUGGACAACCUCCGCCGGGCGGCAGAAAACGGCACAGGACUGACUCUGGAGGGAGCGCUGCCCUCCGAUCAGGACGGUCAACCCAAACCAGCCAAGAGAGCGCGCACGUCCUUCACUGCCGAGCAGCUGCAGGUGAUGCAGAAUCAGUUCGCUCAGGACAACAACCCCGACGCUCAAACUUUACAGAAACUGGCAGAAAUGACGGGGCUGAGCAGACGAGUGAUACAGGUUUGGUUUCAGAACUGCCGGGCACGACACAAAAAGCAGCCGCCCCACAACAGCUUCUCUCAGAGCGCUCCGCUGUCCAGGAUGCCUCCAUCGCUGCCAGACGACAUCCACUACUCCCAGUUCAGCAGCCCGGACCGACCACACCUACUCGCUCUGCACGGAUAUCUGGACGCUCAUCCCUUCUCCGUCCUCGCUGCUCCGGGCCACUUGACCCAUCCAUCCAUCUCGUUACCACAGCUUCCCAUAAGCCGCUGACACACCGGGCCCGCGGCUCCACCACUCUGAUGAUAUUGUGAAAGAAAAUGUAAUGUAAAAUGUUUUGGGAGCAGCAGGACAAUCUGCUUUCAAUCAGUCGGAUUCUUCGUCGUGAGACUGAAAAGCUCAACUUGUCUUCUGAAGACAGCAGAUUGUGGUUACGGAAGAAAACGUCCAACAAAGCAGGACAGAAAGGACGAGCGCUCAUUUUGUUUUUUCCUUUUUUUUGUGGCUGGACACAAAACACUGCAUCAGGUCAGGAUGUCUUUUCAUUUGUUGACUCAAUCAUUCAAGGUGUUUUAAUAAGUUCGCUGCAAUAUGAGCUUUCAGAAAAGACGAAAAAGGGAGCGUUGUAAGAGUAUUACAGUAAAACCUCAGUAUUUUGUCUCUUCGUCUUGAGUUGAUGAUGAGCACGUUUGCAGCCUCACUGUCGUUUGUUGUUGUGUUGUUGUCAGAAAAAUUGGAAACAACUUAUUUAUUGCAGAACAAAACUUCACUUUUAAAAAAAGCACUUUUCAAUGUGUCUGGAAAUGAAAACAAUUCAGUGAUUGUACAUUGUAAAUAUACGGUUUAAUAAAAUGUA